AUGAGGGGCCGGCGGGGCAGGCCGCCCAAGCAGCCCGCGGCUCCGGCUGCGGAGCGCUGCGCCCCGGCCCCGCCGCCGCCGCCGCCGCCGCCACCACCACCGCCACCGCCGCCGCCGCCACCGCCGCCGCCGCCGCCGCCGCCCGCGUCCGGACCCAUCGGGGGGCUGCGCUCGCGGCACCGCGGCAGCAGUCGGGGCAGGUGGGCCGCCGCCCAGGCUGAGGUGGCGCCCAAGACGCGGCUGAGCUCGCCCAGGGGGGGCGGCCGCAGGAAGCCGCCGCCGCCGCCACCGCCGGCCUCCGCCAGCAGCGCCAGCGGCCCGGGCCGGGGGGGCCGAGGAGGCGGGGGCGGCAGGACGGGGGGCGGGGGCGGCCACCUGGCCCGGACCACCCCGGCCCGCCGCGCCGUCAACAAAGUGGUGUACGAUGACCACGAAAGCGAGGACGACGACGAGGAGGAGGACAUGGUCUCGGAGGAGGACGAGGAGGAGGAAGAGGACGGCGACGCCGAGGAGACCCAGGAUUCCGAGGACGAGGAGGAAGAUGACAUGGAGGAGGACGACGAUGACUCCGAUUAUCCGGAGGAGAUGGAAGACGACGACGACGACGCCAGUUACUGCACGGAAAGCAGCUUCAGGAGCCACAGCACAUACAGCAGCACUCCAGGUAGGCGAAAACCAAGAGUACAUCGGCCUCGCUCCCCAAUAUUAGAAGAAAAAGACAUCCCACCCCUUGAAUUUCCGAAGUCCUCCGAGGAUUUAAUGGUGCCUAAUGAGCAUAUAAUGAACGUCAUUGCCAUUUACGAGGUCGUGCGGAACUUUGGCAAUGUGUUGAGGUUGUCCCCUUUUUGCUUUGAGGACUUCUGCGCAGCUCUGGUCAGCCAAGAGCAGUGCACACUCAUGGCAGAGAUGCACGUGGCGCUUCUCAAAGCGGUUCUGCGAGAAGAGGAUACAUCCAACACCACCUUCGGCCCUGCCGAUCUGAAGGACAGUGUCAACUCCACCCUGUAUUUCAUCGACGGGAUGACGUGGCCAGAGGUCCUGCGGGUAUACUGUGAGAGUGAUAAGGAGUACCAUCAUGUUCUUCCUUACCAGGAGGCAGAGGACUAUCCAUAUGGACCAGUGGAGAACAAAAUCAAAGUUCUGCAGUUUCUAGUUGAUCAGUUCCUGACGACCAAUAUUGCUCGGGAGGAGCUGAUGUCUGAAGGGGUGAUCCAGUAUGAUGACCAUUGUAGGGUCUGUCACAAACUGGGAGAUUUACUGUGCUGUGAGACAUGCUCAGCUGUAUACCAUUUAGAAUGUGUGAAGCCACCUCUUGAAGAGGUGCCGGAGGACGAGUGGCAGUGUGAGGUCUGUGUCGCACACAAGGUGCCUGGUGUGACUGACUGUGUUGCUGAAGUCCAAAAGAAUAAACCGUAUGUUCGACAUGAGCCUAUUGGGUAUGACAGAAGCCGGAGGAAAUACUGGUUCUUAAACCGAAGACUCAUAAUAGAAGAAGACACAGAAAAUGAAAAUGAAAAGAAAGUUUGGUACUACAGUACAAAGGUCCAGCUUGCAGAAUUAAUAGACUGUCUAGACAAAGAUUACUGGGAAGCAGAACUGUGCAAGGUUCUAGAAGAGACUCGAGAAGAGAUGCACCAGCACAUGGACAUAACGGAAGACCUGACCAACAAAGCUCGGGGCAGCAACAAAUCCUUUCUAGCGGCAGCUAACGAAGAAAUUUUGGACUCCUUAAGAAUCAAAAGAGGGGAAGAUAUUGACUGUGACCCGAGCCCGGAAGAAACGGAAAAAGACAAGAGUGAGGUUGAAGCUGACAACUCUAAGGAUGCUGAGAAGAGCAAGGAGGAGUCGGAGGACCAGUCCCUUGAGAAGGACAGGGACGACAAAGUCCUGGGUGAAGAGCCUGGGCAAGGAAAACCUGAGGAGCCAACAGAAGUUGGGGAUAGAGGUAACUCUGUGCCAGCAAAUCUUGGGGACAACACAACUAAUGCUUCUCCAGAAGAGACUAGUCCCUGUGAAGGGAGGAGCCCCGAGGGCUGUCUCUCAGAAACCCAUGAGAGCAGCAACAUGGCAGAGAAGAAGGUGGCAUCUGAGCUCCCCCCGGAUGUACCAGAAGACUCUAACAAGACAUGUGACAGCAGUAACACUAGUGCUACCACUGCCUCCAUCCAGCCUAAUCUGGAAACCAGUAACAGCAGCAGUGAACUCACUUCCUCCCAGAGUGACUCUGCUAAGGCAGCCGAUGACCCUGACCUUGGAGAGAGAGACUCCCACACACCUGUCUCUGGUCAAGAAGAGAUAGGUGAUUUCAGAUUGGAGAAGUCUAACGGAGAGAUGGCCGAGUCCCCUGGAGCUGGCCGAGGGACGACCGCUUCCACCCGCAUCAUCACCAGAUUGCGGAACCCAGAUAGCAAACUCAGUCAGCUGAAGAGUCAGCAGGUGGCAGCCGCAGCCCAUGAAGCAAAUAAACUGUUUAAGGAGGGCAAAGAGGUGCUGGUAGUUAACUCCCAAGGAGAAGUUUCACGGUUGAGCACCAAAAAGGAAGUGGUCAUGAAAGGGAGCAUCAACAAUUAUUUUAAGCUGGGACAAGAAGGGAAGUAUCGCGUCUACCACAAUCAGUACUCUUCCAACUCCUUUGCCCUGAAUAAGCACCAGCACAGGGAGGACCAUGACAAGAGGAGGCACCUGGCACAUAAAUUCUGUCUCACUCCAGCUGGGGAGUUCAAAUGGAAUGGAUCUGUUCAUGGCUCCAAAGUCCUUACCAUAUCUACGCUGAGACUCACCAUCACGCAGCUAGAAAGCAACAUCCCUUCAUCCUUUCUUCAUCCCAAUUGGGCUUCACACAGGGCUAAUUGGAUCAAGGCCGUUCAGAUGUGUAGUAAACCCAGAGAGUUUGCAUUGGCUCUUGCAAUUUUGGAGUGUGCUGUUAAGCCUGUUGUGAUGCUGCCAAUAUGGCGGGAGUCUUUAGGACACACCAGGUUACAUAGGAUGACAUCAAUUGAAAGGGAAGAAAAAGAGAAAGUUAAAAAGAAGGAGAAGAAACAGGAGGAGGAGGAGACUAUGCAGCAGGCCACCUGGGUGAAAUACACGUUUCCAGUGAAGCAUCAGGUUUGGAAGCAAAAAGGAGAGGAGUACAGAGUGACAGGGUAUGGCGGCUGGAGCUGGAUUAGUAAAACACACGUUUAUAGGUUUCUCCCCAAGUUACCAGGAAAUACCAAUGUGAACUACAGGAAGCCCCUGGCAGGAGCCAAAAAUAAUACAGAUGAAAAUAAGGAUGAAUCAGAUAAAAGAAAAAGUCCACGAAGUCCAAAAAAAAUGAAGACAGAAUGUGAUUCUGAGAAAGGUGAGGCAAAAGAUGCAGAAGCUGCAGCCGGAGCAGAUGAAAGUGCAAUGGAACUAUCUAAGGUGUCUGAGAAGAAGGACCAAGAUGUCAAAGAAGUUUUAGAUUCUGAUAAUGACAAAUCGUUCAAGGAAGAACCAAUGGAGAUAGAUGAUACUGUCAGAACAGAGUCCCAUAUAAACUGUCAGGAGAAUACUCAAGUGGAUGUGGUCAAUGUCAGUGAAGGGUUCCAUCUAAGGACUAGUUACAAAAAGAAAACAAAAUCCUCUAAGCUGGACGGGCUCCUGGAAAGGCGGAUUCGACAGUUCACACUGGAAGAGAAGCAGCGCCUUGAAAAGUUGAAACUGGAGAGUGGGGUGAAGGGAGUAGGCAAGCCCCUCACCAGUGCUCUGAAAAGCCCCUCUGAAUCAGCAGUAACUGCAAAGGCCAGCGAAGGGUGUCAGGGUGACUGGCUCAGACAGGAACAAAGCCCCAGUCCGAGCCAGGCUAGCCCUGGGGACUCGGGACAGGGGUGCUCACAAAGUGAUCCUAGUCUGAACACAAACAAACUCUACCAAAAAGAUCAAGUGUCAGAUGAUGCCUCUGUUCAGAGUUCAGGGCCAAACUGUCAGAGACUGAACUCUGCUGAAAGUGCCCUAGAUGCCGGUAUCUCUGAGCCUGCCAGUAAGGGAUUGGCACUAAGUCAAACUAAAACUCAAGGAAGUGACUUUAUCAUUGACGACGAUAAACCAACCAGUGCAGAGGAUGUUGGCACUUUGACCUCUAAGAGCAAAAAGCCACUCCCACAGGAAGAUAGCAGCACAACCAUGCCUUCUUCCAAGAGUACUGUACCAGCAUCAGUACCUAAAAGUACCAGUGACAUAGACGCCCGGCCCUUCCCCAAAGCAGUGGACUUUGAUGGGAAACCAGGUUGUGACUCUGAAUAUAAUAGCACUUUGGAAAAUAGUUCUGAUACCAUGUCUAUUCAAGAUAGCAGUGAAGAAGAUAUGAUUGUUCAGAAUAGCAAUGAGUGUAUCUCUGAGCAGUUUAUAACUCCAGACCAAGGCAUGGAGAGUUCAGAGCCAUCAAAAUGUGAGUUAGUUCCUAAAUCCACUGAAAAUUGUGAAGAUAAACUACAGGGUAAGGUAACUGAAGCAAAUGGUAAAAAAACAGGUCAGCACCAAAAGCUAGAUGAGAGACCAGUUAACAAAUGCACUGACCAAAUAAGUCUAAAACAUACCACUGACAGAAAGAAUAAUGACAAUCGAGAGUCUGAAAAGAAAGGACAUAAGGCAAAUAAAUUUCAGAUAAAUGGCAAAGACAGUAAAGCUAAGGGGUUCCUGAAGGGGCAGUGCCUGAAGGACGGCUCUGAAGGUAAAGUUGUGAGUUGUCCUGCUGAACCAAAGGUUAAUAAUAUCAGUAAAGUCAUCCCUGGGAACAUCAAGUCACUGCCUGUUAAGGAAUCUGCCGUGAAGCCAUUGGUUAACGGUGACAUCGUCAUGGAAGACUUCAAUGAACAAAACACUUCUGAAACCAACUCACAUUCACUGAGUUCUUUAGAUGCCAAAGGUAAUCACCAAGACAGCCUCCCUACCCUACCGUCUACCAAAGAGUCAGACAGUACCCAGGUAACCAUACGCCCAGCCACUUGUCCAGAAAGCAACUCAUUUAAUCAGGUGGAAGAUAUGGAAACAGAGAGUCCAGAGGUUAAGAAGGUUACCCCAUCUCCUGUUACUUCUGAAGAGAUGUCUAACCUUAGUAAUGACUUCAUGGAUGAAAAUGGUCUGCCCUCCAGCAAAGACGAGAAUGUCAAUGGAGAAUCCAAAAGGAAAACAAUCAUCACAGAAGUCACCACGAUGACAUCCACAGUUGCUACAGAGUCAAAAACUGUCAUUAAGGUAGCAAAGGGGGACAAGCAAACUGUGGUUUCUUCCACAGAAAAUUGUGCCAGAUCCACUGUCACAACUACCACCACUACUGUGACAAAGCUCUCCACACCUUGCCCAGACACUGGAAUGGACACCAUCUCUGUAAAGGAGCAAAGCAAAACUGUGGUGACCACGACAGUGACGGACUCCCUGACCACUGCAGGAAACACGCUGGUGACGUCUAUGACCGUGAGCAAAGAAUACUCCACAAGAGACAAGGUGAAACUGAUGAAGUUCUCAAGACCCAAGAAGACCCGUUCAGGAACAGCCCUGCCGUCCUAUAGGAAGUUUGUUACCAAGAGCAGCAAAAAGAGCAUUUUCGUGUUGCCCAAUGAUGACUUGAAAAAGCUGGCCAGAAAAGGAGGGAUCCGGGAAGUCCCUUACUUUAAUUAUAAUGCAAAACCUGCCUUGGACAUAUGGCCAUAUCCUUCUCCUAGACCAACCUUUGGUAUCACGUGGAGGUAUAGACUCCAGACGGUCAAAUCCUUAGCAGGAGUGAGCCUGAUGUUACGGUUACUAUGGGCCAGUUUGAGAUGGGAUGACAUGGCAGCCAAGGCUCCUCCAGGAGGAGGGACCACACGGACAGAAACAUCUGAAACUGAAAUCACAACCACAGAAAUAAUUAAGAGGCGUGAUGUGGGUCCUUACGGCAUUCGUUCUGAAUAUUGUAUUAGGAAGAUUAUUUGCCCCAUUGGAGUUCCAGAAGCACCAAAAGAAACACCCACACCUCAGCGGAAAGGCCUUAGAUCAAGUGCACUGCGGCCAAAGAGACCUGAAACACCCAAGCAGACCGGCCCUGUUAUUAUUGAAACCUGGGUGGCAGAAGAGGAGUUGGAACUCUGGGAGAUCAGGGCUUUUGCUGAGAGAGUGGAGAAAGAAAAGGCUCAGGCGGUGGAGCAGCAGGCUAAGAAACGUUUGGAGCAACAGAAGCCUGCGGUCAUUGCCACGUCUACCACAUCCCCACCAAACAGCACAAGCAGCACCGUCUCUCCAGCUCAGAAGGUGGUGGUGGCUCCCUUGAGUGGUUCUGUCACCCCUGGGACGAAGAUGGUGCUAGCCACCAAAGUUGGGUCUCCUGCCACAGUUACAUUCCAGCAAAACAAGAACUUCCACCAAACCUUUGCCACGUGGGUGAAGCAAGGCCAGUCCAACUCAGCCACCAGCACAGCUGCCACCUCUGCUACAACCAUUGCCAGCACAGGUCAGACGUUCCAAAUUACAGGCAAUCCCGUCACUAUGGCAGGAAAAGUAAUUACCAAACUGCCACUUCCUGCAAACAGCAAGAUUGUCGCUGUAAAUGUGCCAGCAACACAAGGAGGCGUGGUCCAGGUACAGCAGAAAGUCCUGGGUAUCAUUCCAUCGACAACAGGUCCAAGUCAGCAAACCUUGACUUCAUUCCAGCCCAGGACUGCAACAGUCACAAUUAGGCCCAAUACCUCAGCCUCUGCAGGAACCACUACCACGUCACAGGUACUCACGGGACCUCCGAUCCGUCCUGGUAUGACUGUGAUUAGAACACCACUCCAGCAGUCCACACUAGGAAAGGCAAUUAUUCGAACCCCUGUGAUGGUGCAGCCAGGUGCUCCCCAACAAGUGGUGACUCAGAUCAUCCGAGGACAGCCUGUUUCCACUGCCAUUUCUGCUCCAAGUACGGCUUCUUCAGCACCCGGGCAAAAAGGUUUAAGUCCAGGAGCACCAGCUGGAACUCUACAGCCUGCAGCCCCACAACCCCCUCGUCCCCAGCAAGGGCAGGUGAAGCUCACCAUGGCUCAGCUCACUCAGUUAACACAGGGCCACGGUGGCAACCAAGGUUUAACAGUAGUAAUUCAAGGACAAGGUCAAACUACUGGACAGUUGCAGUUGAUACCUCAGGGGAUGACCGUCCUUCCAGGACCAGGGCAACAGCUCAUGCAAGCUGCAAUGCCCAAUGGUACCGUGCAGCGAUUCCUCUUUACCCCGCUGUCAACAACGGCCACGACCGCCAGCAGCAGCACAACCACUGCUUCUGCAGCAGCAGCAGCAGCAGCAGCAACAGCAGCAGCAGCAGCAGCAGCAGCAACAGCAGCAGGUUCCGGGGAACAAAAACAGAGUAAAUUGUCGCCCCAGCCCCAGGUCCAACCAGCCACAACCAUGGUGCCCACUCAGUCGUCAAGUGUGAGUCCUGCAGAAGCCCAGCCACAGACUCCUCAGCCUGCAGCACAGCCCCAGCCCCAGCCCCAGUCCCCAGCUCAGCCUGAAGUCCAGACCCAGCCAGCUGUCUCGGCCCAUGUCCCUUCUGAAGCACAGGCCUCCCAGGCACAGUCAUCCAAACCCCAGCAACAGUGUCAGCCUCAGAGCAGUGUGCAAGGACAGUCUCCUGUUCGUGUCCAGAGCCCACCACUGACUCGAAUACGUCCAUCAACUCCAUCCCAAGUGACUCCUGCCCAGCAACCCCAGGGUCAGACUACAACCUCACAGCCGGUUCCAAUCCCGCCCCCCACAUCUCUGCAGACACCUUCCCAGGGCCAGCCACAGUCCCAGCCCCAGGUGGUGAUGAAGCAUAAUGCUGUAAUAGAACAUUUAAAACAGAAAAAGACCAUGACUCCAGCUGAACGAGAAGAAAAUCAAAGAAUGAUUGUGUGUAACCAGGUGAUGAAGUAUAUUCUGGAUAAGAUAGAUAAAGAAGAAAAGCAGGCGGCAAAGAAGCGCAAGCGCGAGGAGAGCGUGGAGCAGAAGCGGAGCAAGCAGAACGCCAGCAAGCUCUCUGCUCUGCUCUUCAAACACAAGGAGCAGCUCAAAGCCGAGAUCCUGAAAAAGAGGGCACUCCUGGACAAAGAGCUGCAGAUCCAAGUGCAGGAAGAGCUGAAGAGAGACCUGAAAAUGAAGAAGGAGAAAGAUAUGGCCCAGGUGGUACCAGUCGGUGCUGCAGCAGUGUCCACACCCUCAACGCCAGCGCCAGUGCCAGCACCACCACCGGCAGCCCCUGCAGCUCCUCCUCCUCCUCCUUCGCCUCCCUUGGCACACAGCCUGCCGCCUGCAGGCCAUCCUGCAGCCCCACUGCCUGUCACUUCCCAGAAGAGGAAGCGGGAGGAGGAGAAGGACUCCAAGUCCAAGAAGAAGAAGAUGAUCUCUACCACCUCAAAGGAGGCCAAGAAGGACACCAGGCUGUACUGCAUCUGCAAGACGCCAUACGACGAGUCCAAGUUCUAUAUUGGCUGUGAUCUUUGUACUAACUGGUAUCAUGGAGAAUGUGUUGGCAUCACAGAAAAGGAGGCUAAGAAAAUGGAUGUGUACAUCUGUAAUGAUUGUAAGCGGGCACAAGAGGGCAGCAGUGAGGAAUUGUACUGUAUCUGCAGGACACCUUAUGAUGAGUCACAAUUUUAUAUUGGCUGCGAUCGAUGUCAGAAUUGGUACCACGGGCGCUGUGUUGGCAUCUUACAGAGUGAGGCAGAGCUCAUUGAUGAGUAUGUCUGUCCACAGUGCCAGUCGACAGAGGAUGCCAUGACAGUGCUCACACCACUGACAGAGAAGGAUUACGAGGGCUUGAAGAGGGUGCUGCGCUCCUUACAGGCCCAUAAGAUGGCUUGGCCUUUCCUUGAACCGGUAGACCCCAAUGAUGCACCCGAUUAUUACGGGGUUAUUAAAGAGCCAAUGGACCUUGCCACCAUGGAAGAAAGGAUACAAAAGCGUUACUAUGAAAAGCUGACAGAGUUCGUGGCAGAUAUGACCAAAAUUUUUGAUAACUGCCGGUACUACAACCCCAGCGACUCCCCCUUUUACCAGUGCGCAGAAGUUCUUGAGUCCUUCUUUGUACAGAAACUAAAAGGAUUCAAGGCUAGCAGAUUGUGAUAUCUUUAGUCUGAAUUUUUAACUGGAAUCAGAACUGGAUAUUUGGGUCACUGUUUAUUGUACCACGUGAUUGCCUAAUUCAAAAUUCCCCUCCCAAAAGUUGAAACUAGUUAAUAUAAUUUUUUAAUGUUAAAUACAGAUGUGUAGAUACGUGAAAACUUUAUUCUGGCAGCCAUGUUGGACAAUGUGUUUAAAGAAUUGUGAAUGCUCGGGAUGCUGUACCUACCUGCUAUUGCAAUAUAAAGUGCUGAGUCAGCCCUGCUACCUGUACAGUAAUUUGGUUACUAACAGAGUUGUGAAUGAAACUGUGAAAAGAAAAGGACUUUCUGGACUUCAGUUGAAAAAUGUGAUGUUAAUAUUGCUCCUGUCUUCUGAUAGAACUUUCCAUUUCCUGCAUCACUGUAAAUAGACAGGCACACACACCUUUUACUACAGUAAUGCUUCUGUAAAUGUCUUCGUCCCAUUUGUUGAAAAUGGUGUAAUCUUAAUAAACAAUAUAUAUUCACUUAUAUAUACAUAUAUUUUUAAACAUUGGCUUUUUCCAGCGAGCUACUAUGUUUACUGUACAGUGAAAAGUUUUAAUACUAUAGCUUAAAGAUUUCUUAAUUGUUAAUUUUCUUAUAAUGCUUGCCAAGGAUGAGUGAAAGAGCAUGGCUGCUUCCCCAGACUGGCCUUGGCAUCCACAUAGAGUAUCAUUGUCUCAGAAAUGAAGGGUGCUUAAUUGUCCCCUUUUCUGUAUUCUGUAGGUCUCAUAACAACAAGCUGCAGUCUGCCGCUCCUUAGAGCUCAGCGUGUCACUAAGCGAGACACAGUGAGAGUCUGGUGGUCUGAACUAUUUAAGUUAAAGCGCCAGAUGUUUUCAGUCAGGCUAUCCUGACAAGACUUGACCGUAACCUCGUUCCUAUUGGUCACAACAGUCCAAUUGUAUUCUUGGCCAAUUUUGUCCAACGGACAAAGGAAAAGCAAAGUCCACGGCAUCAUUGUCUUGUCAAGAGCAAAUGGCUUUACUGUUGUGGCAGAAGCAGGAAACUUUUGUUUAUUGAAAAAAAAAAAAGAAAAAGCAAGAAAAAAAAAGAUACUAUGGGGUCAAGUGUAACUCCGUGGAAAUGCCACGUCUGCUCUUCAGUGAAGAAGCUGCUUAGAGUCACAGAAACCUUUCUGACUGUAUUUAUUUAUUGUUGCAAAAAAGACGCUUUUUUAUUGCUGCCCUCAUUUGUCAGCUAAUUAUUUUUUUCUUAUAAAAUCCAGCCCUGGUUACAUGUAUCCAUCCUAUAUCUUAUCAUGAUUCCUGUAGGUGAAGUACAAGGCGACCUCUAGAUGUCUUUUCUUUCUAUGAAAGGAGCUGCUAUGUACACAUGUGCACACACAACUGGGAAUCAACAAUGAGUUUAUUGUUCAUGAUAGACACAGAUAAGGCGUGCAGAAAGGCUGGGAUAAGUGGUCCUGGACUACAGACUUCGUUGCCUUGAAUUACACCAGUACAAAUUGUCAUUUACUCUGCACCAGGCUAAAUGAGCAGAAUCUAUUUGAAGGGAUCUUGUUUGUAAACAUUUGUCAGAUUCUAAUUUUUUUCUUUUUGUAUUAAAAUUCAACUAUGGAUGUAUAUGAACCGAAAUAAAUGGAGAUAAUUUUUCUCCCACAGAUGGAGGUCUCUUUGAAUGUGCGCUAAUAUUACUUGUAAGCCCUUGUGGGGAGAGGGAGGGCCACCAGAAAUCACAGGCAGGAGGCCUGAGUUUCUCCAGUAGAACAGAGGCCUUUUUCAUAAGUCCCAGUCAUCACAUCAGAAAAUCUCUAGGGAGCUGAGCCCACGUAUCAGUUGGUCAUACCUCUAAUAACAGGAAUAUGACACAGUACAUUACCUUCACUCCCACCGUCUGUGAUUCUAGGCAAGCUACCAGUCACAGACAGACAGCUCCCUAUUGGGUGAAGGUGUUUCAAUGACCUUGGCCACUACUUUGUGUUGGUUGGGUUCUUUGGGUUUCUUUGUUGUUGCUGUAGGGAAGCGUCCCACGAGCAGGGUGCAGGGUAGAGCAGACAGGUGUGUUCUGCAUGUGCCUCCUGCUAGUGUCUUCACCUUCCCCUUGUGCUGUUGGGAAGACCAGCCGGAGCUGGAUUGUGCAGCUUCGCAGAUGUUUUCCUAGACUUUGCACUGGUCCACGUUAGCCUUGUCCUGCUGAGUUUAGAAUCUACCUGGCUUUUGUUUGUUUGCUGUCGCCCUGCUAUGCAAAGCCUUCCCCAGCCCCUGGUUUCUCAAAAGGAAACUGUGGCAACAGUUGGCAAUUCUUCUUCCAGGCUCAGGUGUACAGGUUCUUCUGGGUUCACACGCUCUGUGGAACCCACUCCCUCUGUACAUAAAGGUGUCUCUUCAGCCUGUGCUCACGGCCAAAGAGACUAACUGCUCAAUAUGGUAACAAAGUUUUUGCUUAAACUAUUAAGGUGGAAGUAGUUAAAUACAGGCUAUUUUGUCCUUUUAGUUUACAAAAAGCAAAUGUUCCAUGUUGUAAGCACCGUGCUGAUGCAAGAAUUCUACAUUUUAAUGAUGGAAAGUGAUUCUGCAUCUAGCCACACUGCAGUAUUCCUGUACUAUCUCUUCAUAUAUCUAGGUAUAUAUGGGCUCAGUCACGUCAGCUUGUUGCAGCAAGAGCUUUCCUACCUGUAGGCAAUAGAUUGCUAUGUUUUUAACAAAUUGUAGCAAAUUCUAAAUAAUUCUUUUUGUACGUAAUAGGACAUUUCAUCCUAAAAAAAAAAAUAAUAAAGUAAUGUUUUUGACAUUGGAUUCUGUGCAGUUUCUAAUGAAACAAUGGUUGGUUGGUUCACUGUUUGAUACAUUUUCUGUAGCUGUUGGCAUUGCCAAGUUGUACAGAAGGGGGGGUGGGCUGUGGAUUUCUGAGACUGGGAAGAUGUUAAUUUCAUAUUGUGUACUUAAUGGUAUAAAGACUUUUGCAAUUUCUAUCACCAUAUAAAGACAUUUUAUAAUUUUAUCAGACUAUAGAGCUUUAGUCUUUCAAAAGGAAUUUUUGAAAAACGUACAUUCUUAUUUCACAAGCUGCUUUUCUAUGAACCUGAUAUGAGGAACUUCUGCUACUCAGAGAAAAGUGAAACUGUUCGCUCUGGCAGCCUGAGUGCUCCGAUGCACACUGGAGAUGUGGUUAGGAUGUUUCUGCCCAGGCUUCGCACCUAUAAUCUGUACGUUCUUUGCUUUGAUAGAUUUCUUUGGCUAAAAGUAUUUUUAGCAUUUCCUGUGCUUCAUCUCCAAAUUCACAAUUUGAGACCAUUUCAUAAGAGAUAUUUUCAUAAUGUCUGUAAGGCUUUUUUCUCCUGAGCAAAUUCUUCCGGGUUUGUAUUACUGUCCUACAGUAGGUCAACGAAAUUGUGAUCUUUUGGAGAUGUUUCUACAGUAAAAAUGACCUUUUUCUAUUUGGAGUGGCCUGGAGUGCUGUGUAGGAACCCUGACAAUGUGUUGCUGUUUGUAACCUUUCCUCUUACAAUCUGCAAAUAAAACUUCUUUCCCUGUC
Molecule: messenger RNA, 12587 nt
Organism: Peromyscus leucopus (white-footed mouse)
Lineage: Eukaryota; Metazoa; Chordata; Mammalia; Rodentia; Cricetidae
Gene: Bptf
Product: bromodomain PHD finger transcription factor
Exons: 32
Coding region: 1-9072 (3023 amino acids)
Biological process (GO): regulation of transcription by RNA polymerase II
Cellular component (GO): NURF complex
Molecular function (GO): RNA polymerase II cis-regulatory region sequence-specific DNA binding
Source: RefSeq, a predicted model, not a curated record